GCCAUGAAGCAGCCACCCUUCGACAUGUGGAAGGACUACUUCAACCUGAGCCAGGUGGUGCUGGCACUGAUCCAGAGUCGGGGGCAAGGGCCGGAGGCCCAAGCGACCGGGGAGCCGGGACCUGGGCCCCAGCUGGGGCAGGAUCAGGGGCAGGGAGGGCAGGGGGCCAGGGGGGGCCUGGUCACCCUGUGCAACUUCUGCAAACACAAUGGGGAAUCUCGCCACGUGUACUCCUCACACCAGCUGAAGACACCAGAGGGCGUGGUGGUGUGUCCCAUCCUGCGGCACUAUGUGUGUCCCCUGUGCGGGGCCACGGGGGACCAGGCCCACACGCUCAAGUACUGCCCGCUAAACGGAGGCCAGCAGUCUCUCUACCGCCGCAGUGGGCGCAAUUCGGCCGGCCGCAAGGUCAAGCGCUGA
This is a messenger RNA of Lagenorhynchus albirostris (white-beaked dolphin), 420 nucleotides long. RefSeq names its product nanos C2HC-type zinc finger 2 (gene NANOS2). Gene Ontology annotation, cellular component: perinuclear region of cytoplasm. Gene Ontology annotation, molecular function: mRNA binding; zinc ion binding. The transcript has a single exon. Bases 4 to 420 code for a protein of 138 amino acids. Gene Ontology annotation, biological process: negative regulation of translation; oogenesis. The record is from RefSeq and is a predicted model, not a curated record. Lineage: Eukaryota; Metazoa; Chordata; Mammalia; Artiodactyla; Delphinidae.